Alosa alosa (allis shad) is the source of this 7153-nucleotide messenger RNA. RefSeq names its product phospholipase C, eta 2b (gene plch2b). The record is from RefSeq and is a predicted model, not a curated record. Gene Ontology annotation, biological process: lipid metabolic process; phosphatidylinositol-mediated signaling. Gene Ontology annotation, molecular function: phosphatidylinositol-4,5-bisphosphate phospholipase C activity; calcium ion binding. The coding region runs from base 962 to 5833 and encodes 1623 amino acids. Lineage: Eukaryota; Metazoa; Chordata; Actinopteri; Clupeiformes; Clupeidae. The transcript is spliced from 23 exons.
GACUGCAUCAUCCUAGAAACCUGUUGCACAUUAUUUAAACUAAACUCAAUAAAAAACAACACACACACAUGAAGAGCUGGAACCCCAAAGGAGCUGAUUAUUUAAGGAGCUGAUUAUUUGAGGAAGCUACUUGUGGCUCCGGUGCCCGUGAAGAAGCCCCCGAUGGAGUAGGAAACCCUGUUAGAGGGAAGCUGAGGCUACAUCCAGGAUUACAGACUUACUGCCUGCUGCUGCUCUGUGUGUGUGUGUGUGUGUGUGUGAGCCCUCAGUCCCCUGAAGAAGAGCUGGACAGGUGGCAGCUAUGUGCACCUGCCCAAGGCUGUGAGCUGCAGUGAGGGAGAGAGGCUAGUCACGUCGACGGAGCAUGUGGAGGUGACGGGACAGAGACAGGAACUGGACGAUGGUAUGUCUCAGAUGGAGCGACUCCUCGCUGCGUUGACCUCCACUUGUGGACAGGGCGUGUGCUACUGGGCACUGCUUUCUGUGCCGAGACUCUGAGAGGUGUUUGUCAUGGAGAUUCUGUGCUGUAACUCAGUGCUGAAACCCGGAGUUGUUCUCUGUGUGCUACUGUGCCAAGACUCCGUGCUGACUGGUUCUCUGCGGUGCUAGUCGGAGCUGGACGACUCUGACUGGUUCUCUGUGGUGCUACUGGGAGCUGGACGACUCUGACUGGUUCUCUGGGGUGCUGCUGUGCUGAGCCCCUGCGUUGAUGCUGGACAUCUCUGAACCUUAACAGACCCAGCAGCACCUGCAGUGACCCCUGGAGUGAGUAGUGACCCCUGGAGUGAGUAGUGACCCCUGUAGUGACCCCUGGAGUGACCCCGGGAGUGAGUAGUGACCCCGGGAGUGAGUAGUGACCCCUGGAGUGAGUAGUGACCCCGGGAGUGAGUAGUGACCCCGGGAGUGAGUAGGCCCGCCAGGUCAGACUAGACUCAAGGAUGCCCGGCAUGCAGCAGCCCGGAUGGACGCGAGGAUGACCAGCACGCCCCGCAGCCCGUCUCCAGCCAUGGCGCCGCGGUCCUCGUCCCCUCUGCUCUCCCCUGCCUCCGCCCGCCGAGGGUCCAACUCGUCGUCGGGGAAACGGGCCUCUCCGUCCGCCUCGCGGUCUCCCUCACCGUACAAGGAGGCGACUCCGGGCCUCAUGACGUCCCCCAAGCUGUGGCAGAAGGUCUACGUCUCGCGCCUGGCCGAGGAGUUCUUCUGGAUCGGAGGCAGCAUCGUCGCUACGCCCAAAUGGAAGCUCGGACAAAUCGUGGAGAGGUGUAUGUGUACAAUGCAGGACGGUUCUCUAAUGCUGAAGCUGAGGGGGAAAUCCAAGACUCUGAUGCGCAGCUUCUACCUGGACGAGCAUCGGUCCUGCAUCCGCUGGAAACCCUCUCGCAAGCGGGAAAAGGCCAAGAUCACCAUUGACUCCAUCCAUGAGGUGUGUGAGGGCCGACAGACAGAGAUCUUCCAGCGCUUUGCCCAUAACAACUACGACCCCAACUGCUGCUUCAGCAUCUACCAUGGCGACCACAUGGACUCGCUGGACCUGGUGGCGUCGAGUGCGGAGGAUGCACGCACCUGGAUCACCGGCCUCAAGUACCUGCUGGCUGGCAUCAGCGAUGAGGACAGCCUGGCCAAGCGCCAGCGCACCAGAGACCAAUGGCUGCGUCAGACAUUCACAGAGGCCGAUAAAAAUGGCGACGGGAACCUGAGCAUCGGGGAAGUGCUACAGCUCCUGCACAAGCUCAACGUCAACCUGCCCAGAGAGAAGGUCAAGGAGAUGUUCCAGGAAGCAGACACAGAUGAUAAUGAAGGUUCUCUGGCCUUCGAGGAGUUCUGUGCCUUCUAUAAAAUGAUGUCCACACGACGAGACCUCUACAUUCUCUUGCUGUCCUACAGCCACCAGAAGGAGUACAUGGACCUGAGAGACCUGCAGCGCUUCCUGGAGGCCGAGCAGAAGAUGUUCAACGUGACACGGGAACAUUGCCAAGAAAUCAUAACCCUUUUUGAACCAAACCCUCAGAACGUAGAUGACAUGGUCCUGGGCAUAGACGGCUUCACUAACUACAUGCGUAGUCCGGCGGGGGACAUCUUUAACCCGGAGCACUACCAGGUGACCCAGGACAUGACACAGCCCCUGUGCAACUACUACAUCUCCUCCUCCCACAACACGUACCUGACUGGAGAUCAGUUCCUCUCGCAGUCCCGCGUAGACAUGUACGCCUACGUCCUGCAGACCGGCUGCAGAUGCGUCGAGGUGGACUGUUGGGACGGUCCUGACGGGGAGCCUAUCGUCCAUCACGGAUACACACUCACCUCCAAGAUCCUCUUCAAGGACAUCGUGGAGACUAUUAAUAAAUAUGCCUUCCUAAAAAGCCAGUACCCAGUGAUCCUGUCCAUCGAGAACCACUGCACCGUGCCGCAGCAGAAGAAGAUGGCCCAAUACCUCAUCGAGGUGCUGCAGGACAAACUGGACCUGUCCAACAUCAACGCCAACGAGACCACCAAGCGCCAGCCAUGCCCAGAGCUGCUCAAGGGCAAGGUCCUGGUCAAGGGUAAGAAGCUUCCGGCGAACCUGGACCCGAGCGCUGAAGAGGGAGACGUAUCGGACGAGUCUAGUGGUGAGGAAGAGGAGGAGGAAGAGGAGGAGCCUCAGAUGAACGGACAGAGUGUGAAUGGCUCAGCUGCUCCUCAGGAGUCGAAGGCCAGCAGGUUCCUCAGAAGGUCAUUUAUGGGCAGCUUCCGACGCAAGAAAAAGAGGCGGAGCAAGAAGAAAAACAUCCUGGAGGAUGCAGACGCGGACCCUGAGCAGAACAAACCCACCUCACGCAAGCAGGAUGUGAACUACGGCAGGAAGAGGAAGACCAUGAGGCUCUCCCGCGCUCUCUCUGACCUGGUCAAGUACACCAAAUCAGUGCGGGUCCAUGACAUAGAAACACAAGCCUACAUGAGCAGCUGGCAGGUGUCCUCCCUGAACGAGAGCAUAACCAAUCAGAUUGUGGCGCUGAAGCCGGGUCAGCUGGUGCGGUUCAACCAGCGGCAGCUGCUCAGGGUGUACCCCUCCAACUUCAGAGUGGACUCCAGCAACUUCAACCCCCAGCCGUACUGGAACUGCGGCUGCCACAUGGUCGCUUUGAAUUACCAGACUGAUGGUCGUAGUCUGGAGCUCAACAGGGCCAAGUUUGCUGCCAACGGCAACUGUGGAUUCGUCCUGAAACCCAAGUGCAUGUGUAAAGGUGCCUUUGACCCCUCGCUGGACGAUCCGUUGCCAGGACGCAAGAAGAAGCAGCUGAUGCUGAAGAUCAUCAGUGGGCAGCAGCUUCCCAAACCCAAGGACUCCAUGCUGGGGGACAGGGGAGAGAUUAUAGAUCCGUUUGUUGAGGUGGAGAUCAUCGGCCUUCCAGUGGACUGCCAAAAGACUCAGACGCGAGUGGUGGACGAUAAUGGUUUCAACCCCAUGUGGGAGGAGACUCUGCUGUUCAGCGUCCACCUGCCUCAGAUCGCCCUGGUACGCUUCACCGUCUGGGAUCACGACCCCAUUGGCCGAGACUUCAUCGGCCAGAGGACCAUAGCCUUUAACAGCAUGCUGCCAGGUUAUCGGCAUGUGUAUCUGGAAGGCGUGGAGGAGGCCUCCAUCUUUGUUCAUAUUGCAAUCUCUGACAUUAGUGGCAAGAGCAAGAGCAACGCCGUGAAGAAAUUUCUGCACAAGGCUUCUCAUGCCCCAGGCAACAUGGGCAAGGGGAAGAAGGUGUUGUCGGAGACGUCCCUCUCCAAGCCCUUCUCGGACGAUGACGUGAGCUCCCAGGGCAGCCGAGGGCCGACCCUCUCCCGGGGACCGCAGAGCGAGCCCCCACGCCGUGCGCAGAGGGUCUACUUCCAGGAGCCGCUCGAGAGGCACAGGGGUCCCCGGAGCCGCAUGUCGUCCGAGGCGAGCUCUAUCGAUAUCACCUACGGCUACAUCAACUGGGGCAGCGAGGACACGUCCGAACCAGAGGUCCAGACGCCGCCCUUCAGGAUCCGUCGCCAGUCCCUCAGCAAGCAGGAGAGCACGUCCUCAGAGCGCUCGGAUGGUUCUCCGCAGGUCAUAGUGGAGGGUGCUGUUCUAGAAAAGGAACCUCCGCCAAAACCUAGUCGGGAUCCUGCAUUCUUACAGUCAUCAGAACUACAGAUGGACACCAAGCUUGAGAUACCGGUGCCCAUUCUACCAACACCACAGAACAAGUGGAACCUAAUGGUUCCUCAUCCACUAGAAGUUCCCCCACGGUUCCGACGGCAGUUGGCAGUAUUGGAACCAAUAGACCAGGAACCAGAACCCAAUGCAGAAAACAUAAUUUCAGAACCUUCCCAUCUUCUGAAGCCAUCAGAACCUGAUGUAGAGACCAGAGAUUUGUUUGACCAGCCACCAGAACCCAGGAUUGAGAACAGAUCUUUACAACAAAUAGAUGAAAACAGAGGACUCAAACCAGACACUAGAGUAUUAGAACCAACAGGCCAACCUGUAGAAACUAGAACACUGCAACCAAUAGAUGAGCUAUCAGAAACAGGAGCUAGGUCUUUAGAACCAACAGGCCAACCUCUGGAUAACAGACAUUUGCAACCAAAAGAUGAGCUAUCAGAACACAAACCAGAAACUGCUUUAGAACCUCCCGAGAUGCUAGCUGUAGAACCUAUAGACCAACUCCCAGAAAGCAGAACUUUAGAACCGGUAAAGCCACCGUUAGAACCCAAACCUGUUAGCCUACCACUAGCACCAAAACCUUUAGAAUCUGUAAACCAAGUACUAGAACCUAAGGCUGUAGAACAACUAAACCAACCGCCAGAACCCAAUCUGGUGGCCCGGGCAUUAGAACAGAUUGAUCAGGAAGCCCCACUCCUUGCUGAGACAGCUGUGAAGCCUGUAGACCAGCGACCAGAACCCAGUCAGGCCCGGGUGCUGGACCCUCUGGAUCUGCCCUGGCAGAACCAGCCAAGCCGGGAAGAGGAGGCUGCACUUCCCCCGCCUCUACAACCCCAACCUGCAGUGGUUCCUCAGGUUCCCCUGGUUCCUGCAGUGGCUCCUUGGGUUCCCCUGGAUCCUGCAGUGAGUCCACAGGUUCCUGCAAUGGCUCCUUGGAUUCCCCAGGUUCCUGCCCUGGUUCCCCAGGUUCCCCUGGCUCCUGCAGUGAGUCCACAGGUUCCUGUAGUGGUUCCCCUGACUCCUGCAGUGGUUCCUCAGGUUCCCCAGGUUCCUACCCUGGUUCCCAUGGUUCCUGCAGUGGUUCCCCAGGUUCCCAUGGUUCCUGCAGUGGUUCCUCAGGUUCCUGCAGUGGUUCCCCAGGUUCCUGUCGCCCCUGUGAGGCAGGUGACAUACAGUGACCAGAGCACACAGACGGACCCCAUCGACAUUCCCGCCAUGAUGCUCUACAACUCCCCCGAGCUCAUGAGCAGGAACCGCAUGCACCUGCCCCCCCAUCCCACCCAGCCCGGUGCCCGUCAGGAGGGCAGUGGCCCGCAAACCGCCCCCCACCCCCCCCACUCCCCCCACCCCCUCCUUCACGGAGAGGCGGUCCAAAAGUGUCCCACGUGGCAGCACUCCCUCCCGGAGCAGCGCAUUGGCUACUGCUCCCCGCGCCCGCCUGGCACCGGUCUCAACAGCGCCGCCCUGCUGGGCGACAAUGACUCCAGCAGCGGGGGCAGCCUGGACAGCGUGGACCUGAGCAGCCUGCCCUCCAAGGUGCCCGUGGGGCAGCCGCCACAGGUGGGCACGCUGCAGAGGGAGAUGGACGCCCUGUUCCAGCAGAAGAUCAGGGAGCUACGCUGCACCUCCCCACUGCUGUUCCGCGAUGACUCUGAUGACGAUGAGAAGUAGCUGGACAUAUGGAAGCAUUGGAACACCACCAGUAGCUGGACAUAUGGAAGCAUUGGAACACCACCAGUGUGAUAUGGGUCCAGCAGCAGUUUGAGCCAAAGACCAAAAUCCAUCAGUAUUCUUUUACCCCUCCUCAGGGUAAAUACCCCGACCACCUCUCAUGCCCCUACCCAGGGCAAGAGCCCCCUGGCUACGACCCUCAGCCUUACCUCCCCAUCACACACUCACCCCCCUGUGACAGGAGGUGUACACUGGACCUAGGAGCGCUCCUCAACACUGGACCUAUGAGCGCUCCUUAACACUGGACCUAUGAGCGCUCCUCAACACUGGACCUAUGAGCGCUCCUCAACACUGGACCUAUGAGCGCUCCUUAACACUGGACCUAUGACAGGAGGAGCGCUCCUUAACACGGGACCUAAACCUGAAUCUGUACUUUUUAUGAAUAUUUUGUAUAUUUCUGUAUAUGUUUGAAAGUUGUCAAAUUAUAAAUCCUCCCCCAGAGAUGGUGUGAGUUUCUAUUGUUGAGAGCAGGACGUCUAAAACGCCAUUUUCACAGUCAAUGGCGAAUGUCUGUUCCAUCAUGAUUCAUGUGAACCGUGCUGACGUCAUGACAUCAUGUGAAUCAUAUGUGUUGGUGUCAAGACCUGUGUGAGUCGUAUGUGAUGACCUCAUGACCUGUGUGUUUCGUAUGCGAUGACCUCAUGACCUGUGUGAGUCAUAUGUGAUGACCUCAUGACCUGUGUGAGUCAUAUGUGAUGACCUCAUGACCUGUGUGAGUGGUAUGUGAUGACCUAAUGACCUGUGUGAGUGGUAUGUGAUGACCUCAUGACCUGUGUGAGUGGUAUGUGAUGACCUAAUGACCUGUGUGAGUCAUAUGUGAUGACCUAAUGACCUGUGUGAGUGGUAUGUGAUGACCUAAUGACCUGUGUGAGUGGUAUGUGAUGACCUAAUGACCUGUGUAAGUGGUAUGCUGUAGGUUGCCCUGCUGAGUGUUUAGAGAAUGGAAGUGACCAUAGAGUAGUCAAACCAGCACACGGUUGUUAGUAAUAGACUAUUUUUAUUGAUCAACUGUUACACGUGCCAGAGCCACUCUCUUUUCAGCAGAAUCUGAUUGGCUAAGAGAAGAUCUGUCAGCAGUGUGAUUGGCUAAGAGGAGAUCUGUCAGCAGUGUGAUUGGCUAGGGGGAGAUCUGUCAGCAGUGUGAUUGGCUAAGGGGAGAUUCCUCUACACAGAGCCCAUGCGUGAGCAGCAGAUUCAGUGUGUGUGAGAGCAGAAAGCCAACUGUACAGAACAACAAAUAAAGAUUUAAACACUUACACA